AUGAGGUUUUCCCGGUUUAGCGGUUUGGCUGUUAUCUAUCUAUCUAUCUAUCUAUCUAUCUAUCUAUCUAUCUAUCUAUCUAUCUAUCUAUCUAUCUAUCUAUUUCAUAUCUAUUCCAGUUUAUUCAGAUCUAUCUAUCUAUCUAUCUAUCUAUCUAUCUAUCUAUCUAUCUAUCUAUCUAUCUAUUUCAUAUCUAUUCCAGUUUAUUCAGAUCUAUCUAUCUAUCUAUCUAUCUAUCUAUCUAUCUAUCUAUUUCAUAUCUAUUCCAGUUUAUUCAGAUCUAUCUAUCUAUCUAUCUAUCUAUCUAUCUAUCUAUCUAUCUAUCUAUUUCAUAUCUAUUCCAGUUUAUUCAGAUUCAUCUAUCUAUCUAUCUAUCUAUCUAUCUAUCUAUCGAUUUCCAUAUUCAUUCCAGUUUAUUCAGAUAUCUAUCUAUUCAUCUAUCUAUUCAUCUAUCUAUCAUUCUAUCUAUCAUCUAUCUAUCGAUUUCAUAUCUAUUCCAGUUUAUUCAGAUCUAUCUAUCUAUCUAUCUAUCUAUCUAUCUAUCUAUCUAUCUAUCUAUCUAUUUCAUAUCUAUUCCAGUUUAUUCAGAUCUAUCUAUCUCUCUAUCUAUCUAUUUCAUAUCUAUUCCAGUUUAUUCAGAUCUAUCUAUCUAUCUAUCUAUCUAUCUAUCUAUCUAUCUAUCUAUCUAUCUAUCUAUCUAUCUAUCUUUAUGUAUCUAUUCUAGUUUAUUCAGAUCUAUCUAUCUAUCUAUCUAUCUAUCUAUCUAUCUAUCUAUCUAUCUAUCUUUAUGUAUGUAUCUAUUCUAGUUUAUUCAGAUCUAUCUAUCUAUCUAUCUAUCUAUCUAUCUAUCUAUCUAUCUCUAUCUAUUUUACUUCAAGCGAGGUUUUACAUUUGUUAACAAAAAAGAUAUUGGAUUAUAAUACGUAUUUAACUUUUACAUCAGAAAUUGUAGUCGAUUGUGAUGAUGUUUCGAUGUUUAUUGCCAGUUUUAUCCGAACAAUCUAA
Molecule: messenger RNA, 1005 nt
Organism: Acanthosepion pharaonis
Lineage: Eukaryota; Metazoa; Mollusca; Cephalopoda; Sepiida; Sepiidae
Source: the annotation of a GenBank genome assembly